Molecule: messenger RNA, 6654 nt
Organism: Sphaeramia orbicularis (orbiculate cardinalfish)
Lineage: Eukaryota; Metazoa; Chordata; Actinopteri; Kurtiformes; Apogonidae
Gene: dock1
Product: dedicator of cytokinesis 1
Exons: 53
Coding region: 164-5833 (1889 amino acids)
Biological process (GO): small GTPase-mediated signal transduction; cell migration; myoblast fusion
Cellular component (GO): plasma membrane; cytoplasm
Molecular function (GO): small GTPase binding; guanyl-nucleotide exchange factor activity
Source: RefSeq, a predicted model, not a curated record
CCCUGGCGGAGCGUCCUGUCACUGGCGGAAAAUGGCUGCUCGGUGUAGCUCUCCAAAGCUCGGACAAAAGUGAACCAAAGUCCGCUUAAAAGAGCACCGGACGCGUUUUGGACUUUACCCAACGGCCCCCGGGACACCCUCCGGGACGCGCGGACGCACAGACAUGUCUCGCUGGGUUCCAACCAAGAAGGAAAAAUAUGGUGUUGCAAUCUAUAACUACGAUGCCCGGGGAGAGGAGGAGCUGUCGCUGCAGAUUGGAGACACCGUGCACAUACUUGAAACAUACGAAGACUGGUACAGAGGGCAUCGGUUGAGACGUAAAUCCAAAAAGGGCAUAUUUCCUGCUUGUUACAUACACCUAAAGGAGGCCACCGUCGAGGGCAGUGGGCAAAAGGAGACGAUCAUUCCCACUGAGCUGCCCUUGGUUCAGGAGGUGACCACCACUCUGAGGGAGUGGGCUUCAAUAUGGAGGGACCUAUAUGUGGGAGACAAGCGUGAAAUGUUCAACACCGUCCGUGACAUGAUCUACGACCUGAUCGAAUGGCGUUCCCAGAUCCUGUCCGGAACGUUACCACAAGACGAACUCACCGAGCUCAAACAGAAAGUCACCUCCAAGAUCGACUACGGCAACAAGUAUCUGGAUCUGGACCUGGUGGUCAGGGACAAAGACGGGAACAUCCUGGACCCGGACCUCACCAGUACCAUCAGCCUGUUCAGAGCUCAUGAAGCCGCCUCCAAACAAAUUGAGGACAGAAUCCAAGAGGAGAAGUCUCAGAAGCAGAAUAUCGACCUGAACCGACAGGCCAAGUUCGCCUCCACGCCGGCGUUCGCCCUCUUUGUGACUUUGAAGAACGUUGUUUGUAAGAUCGGCGAGGAUGCAGAGGUGCUCAUGUCGCUUUACGAUCCUGUGGAAUCCAAGUUUAUCAGUGAAAACUAUCUGGUGAAAUGGUCGAGUUCAGGCCUGGCGAAGGACAUCGACCAGCUCCACAACCUGCGCGCCGUCUUUACGGACUUAGGCAGUGAAGAUCUGAAGAGAGAGAAGAUCAGCUUUGUGUGUCAGAUUGUCAGAGUCGGGCGCAUGGAGCUACGGGACAACAACACAAAGAAGCUGACGACAGGACUUAGAAGACCCUUUGGAGUGGCAGUAAUGGAUGUCACCGACAUCAUAACGGGCAAAAUGGACGAUGAAGACAAGCAGCACUUUAUCCCAUUUCAGCCGCUAGCGUUGGAUGACGCCAUUCGCCACAAGCAGCUGAACAUCUCCCGUUUUUCACCCAGGGUGGCGGGGGAGAGCGACUUCCUCCAGACAGUCAUCAACAAAGUUAUCACCGCCAAAGAGGUCAAUCACAAAGGCCAAGGCCUGUGGGUCACUCUGAAGCUACUUCCUGGAGAUAUCCAUCAGAUAAGGAAGGACUUCCCUCACUUGGUGGACAGAUCCACAGCCGUGGCUCGCAAGAUGGGGUUUCCUGAGAUCAUCAUGCCAGGUGACGUAAGAAACGACAUCUACGUGACCCUGGUUCAGGGAGACUUUGAUAAGGGGAGCAAGACCACACCCAAAAACGUCGAAGUGACCAUGUCGGUUUAUGACGAGGACGGCAAGAGACUGGAGAAUGUGAUCUUUCCCGGAGCUGGAGACGAUGGCAUCAAUGAGUACAAGUCUGUCAUCUACUAUCAAGUAAAGCAGCCUCGCUGGUUUGAGACAAUAAAGGUUGCCAUUCCUAUUGAAGAUGUGAAUCGGAGCCACUUACGGUUCACCUUUCGCCAUCGCUCAUCUCAGGACUCCAAAGACAAAUCAGAGAAGAUAUUUGCCUUGUCUUUUGUGAAGCUGAUGAGAUACGACGGCACAACUCUGAGGGACGGCGAACACGAUCUGAUUGUAUACAAGGCAGAAGCGAAGAAGCUGGAGGACUCGUCGCUGUCCUUGAACCUUCCUGCCACCAAGUUGGAGUUGGAGGAGAAGGGUUACGCCACCACCGGGAAGAGCACCCAGAGCCUGGGCAACUGCACCAUCAGCAAGGACUCCUUCCAGAUCUCCACCCUGGUCUGCUCCACCAAGCUCACCCAAAAUGUGGAUCUACUCGGCCUGCUGAAGUGGCGCUCCAACACCAGUCUGCUGCAACAGAACCUGCGGCAACUGAUGAAAGUAGAAGGUGGCGAAGUUGUCAAGUUCCUGCAAGACACUCUGGAUGCUCUGUUCAACAUCAUGAUGGAGAACUCCGACAGUGACACUUUUGAUACUUUGGUGUUUGACGCCUUGGUGUUCAUAAUUGGCCUGAUUGCAGAUAGAAAGUUCCAGCACUUUAACCCAGUCCUGGAGACCUACAUUCGGAAGCAUUUCAGCGCCACACUGGCAUAUACAAAGCUGACCAAGGUUCUGAAGAAUUACGUGGACAAUGCUGAGAAACUGACAGAACAGCUGCUGAAGGCCAUGAAGGCUCUGGAGUACAUCUUCAAGUUCAUCGUUCGCUCCAGGGUCCUCUUUAACCAGCUGUAUGAGAACAAAGGAGAGGCCGACUUCAUGGAGUCCUUAAGGAACCUUUUUACAUCUUUUAAUGACAUGAUGAACAGUAAUUCGGAGAACACUGGCAUGGUGAAGCUGCUCCUUAAGGGCGCUGCACUGAAGUACAUUCCCACCAUUGUCAAUGAUGUCAAGCUGGUGUUUGAUCCCAAGGAGCUGAGCAAGCUGUUCACAGAGUUCAUCCUGAAGGUCCCACUGGGUCGUCUGGUGAAACAGAAGCUCGACUGUCUGAUUGACAUCGUCCACAGCGAUCUCUUCACUCAUCAUGAUUGCCGCGAGAUCCUCCUGCCGCUCAUGACGGACCAGCUGAAGUUCCACCUGGAGAAGCGAGAGGAACUGAAGGCUUGCUGCCAGCUGCUCAGUGACAUCCUGGAGGUGCUCUACAGGAAAGAUGUGGGUCCGACUCAGUGGCAUGUGCAGAUUAUCAUGGAGAAACUCCUGAGGACGGUGAACAGGACAGUCAUAUCCAUGGGCCGAGACUCUCCUCACAUUGGAAGCUUCGUGGCCUGCAUGACAGCGACGCUGAGGCAGAUGGACGACUAUCAUUAUGCUCAUCUGAUCAGCACCUUUGGCAAGAUCAGGAGUGAUGUGGUGGAUUUCCUAAUGGAAACGUUUAUCAUGUUUAAAGAUCUCAUUGGGAAGAACGUCUACCCCUCGGACUGGGUCAUAAUGAACAUGAUGCAAAAUAAAGUCUUCCUGCGGGCCAUUAAUCAGUAUGCAGCGGUGUUGAGCAAGAAAUUUCUGGAUCAAACCAGCUUUGAGCUACAGCUGUGGAACAACUACUUCCACCUGGCUGUAGCCUUCCUUACCCAAGAGUCACUGCAGCUGGAGAACUUCUCCAGUGAUAAAAGAGCCAAGAUCUUCCAUAAGUACCAGGACAUGAGAAGACAAAUCGGCUUUGAAAUCAGGGAUAUGUGGUACAAUCUAGGGCCCCACAAGAUCAAAUUCAUCCCAGAAAUGGUGGGUCCCAUCCUGGAAAUGACACUGGUCCCUGAGAUCGAGCUGCGAAAGGCCACCAUCCCCAUCUUCUUCGACAUGAUGCAGUGCGAGUCCCACUCCACGUGCACCUUCCAGCGGUUCGAGAACGAGAUCAUCACCAAGCUGGAUCACGAGGUGGAGGGGGGCCGUGGAGAUGAGCAGUACAAAGUUCUCUUUCAGAAAAUCCUACUAGAGCACUGCAGGAAGCACAAGUACCUGUCCAAGACGGGCGAGAACUUUGUCACCCUGGUGGUACGUCUGCUGGAGAGGCUGCUGGACUACAGGACCAUCAUGCACGAUGAGAACAAGGAAAACCGCAUGAGCUGCACCGUCAACGUGCUGAACUUUUACAAAGAGAUAGACCGAGAAGAGAUGUACAUCAGGUACCUGUACAAGCUGUGCGACCUCCACAAAGAGUGCGACAACUACACUGAGGCGGCCUACACUCUGCUGCUGCACGCCAAACUGCUCAAGUGGUCGGACGAGCCGUGUGCAGCCCACCUGACCCAGAGGGACGGCUACCAGGCCACCACUCAGGGCCAGCUGAAGGACCAGCUCUACCAGCAGAUUAUCAAUUACUUCGACAAGGGCAAGAUGUGGGAGGAAGCUAUCAUUUUAGGAAAGGAACUGGCAGAACAGUACGAAAAUGAAAUGUUUGACUUUGAGCAGCUCAGCGCAUCCUUGAGGAAGCAGGCCCAGUUCUAUGAGAACAUAGUGAAGCUGAUCCGGCCCAAACCAGACUACUUCGCUGUGGGCUAUUACGGCAUGGGUUUCCCCUCCUUCCUCCGUAAUAAAAUGUUCAUCUACCGCGGGAAGGAGUACGAGCGCAGGGAGGACUUCGAAGCACGUCUGCUCACACAGUUUCCCAACGCGGAGAAGAUGAAGACGACCACACCGCCCAGCGAGGACACCAAGUGUUCACCAGGACAGUACAUCCAAUGUUUCACAGUGAAGCCCAUCCUCGACCUGCCUGCCAAGUUCCAAAACAAGUCUGUCUCUGAACAAAUAUUGAGCUUCUACACUGUCAAUGAAGUCCGUAAAUUCCAGUAUUCCAGACCUGUAAGGAAAGGAGAGAACGUGCCGGACAACGAGUUUGCGAACAUGUGGAUCGAGAGGACCACUUACACCACCGCGUACAAACUGCCCGGCAUCCUGCGCUGGUUUGAAGUCACGUCAGUCUCCACAGUAGAGAUCAGUCCACUUGAGAUCGCGAUGGAAACAAUGCAGUUGACCAAUGAGAAGAUAAGCAGUAUGGUGCAGAGGCAUCUCAGCGAUCCCAAUCUUCCCAUCAACCCCCUCUCCAUGCUGUUGAACGGGAUAGUGGAUCCAGCUGUGAUGGGAGGUUUUGCCAACUAUGAGAAGGCCUUCUUCAAUGACAAGUACAUGCAGGAGCACCCAGAGGACCUUGAGAAGAUCGCGAAACUGAAGGACCUCAUUGCCUGGCAGAUCCCACACCUGGCUGAAGGAGUGCGUAUCCACGGAGAGAAGGUCACCGAGGCGCUGAGGCCUUUCCAUGACCGACUGGAGGCCUGCUUCAAGCAACUCCGCGAGAAAGUGGAGAAACAGUACGGGGUCAAGACUCUGCCGGCAGCAGAUGAACGUCGUGGGUCUCGUCCUCACUCCAUGGUGCGCUCCUUCACAAUGCCCUCCUCCCAGCGGCCGCUAUCAGUGGCUUCAGUCACCUCCAUCUCCUCUGACAACUCCCCCUCCAGGCCCGGCUCAGAUGGGUUUGCUCUAGAGCCUCUCCUCCCAAAGAAGCUGCACACGAAGUCUCAGGACAAGCUGGACCGAGACGAACCGGAGAGAGAGCGUAAAGAGAAAAAGAAGGAGAAGAGAAACAGCAAGCACCAGGAGAUGUUUGACAAAGAGAUGAAGACCACGGAGAUCCCUCUGCAGCCCACUGAAGCUGUCAUACUGUCAGAGACGAUCAGCCCCUUGCGGCCACAGAGGCCGAGGAGUCAAGUUCUCAACCAGCUGGGCGGAGACCGUCGGCUCUCGGUGUCCCCCGGACCCCCGUCUGCAUCCUCCAACUCCACCUCCUCACCGGGACCCCCACCCAUCACCCCCAGGAACAAACCCUCCUUUAGCCUCCACGCCAUGUCCAGUCUGGAGCUGAACGGGAUGGGCGAAACCCCUCCUCCGCUGCCGGUGAAAGGCAGCACGGCUGAUUACGGCAACCUGUUCGAUAAUCAAGACUUGACGAGUCCCUCGACGCCCCCGCCGCCCCCACCACAUCAAAGGCACAUGCCCCCUCCGCUGCCUAGCAAGACCCCUCCGCCGCCACCUCCCAAGACCACAAGGAAACAGGCCUCCAUCGAUUCAGGAAUUGUACAGUGAACAAAGACGCUGACAGUCGGACCAAAACGACACUGACAACACAACAAAAACAACAUCAGCAGUUACCGCGGUUGCUUUUACCCACACAUUCCUCGCUCUCUGUCCCAGUUUGACAAGAUGAAUACCUCACCGCGGCCCGCCCCCUCUUAUCCUUGUCUGUUUUUAUUCUUUUCCUUUUUUUUUUUUUUUUUUUUUUUUUUUUUUUUUUUUAACUUUGCUUUCAGUUUGACGACGACGCAGUCUGCAGCAGGGAACAUGUCGCACAGAUGAGUAGUCACUGAAUUUGUAGAUGCUGUCAACAAGCGACGCCACGGCAAGACUUUAUUGGACAUGAGAUUGUGUUCAGACAGAUAAGCUUGGACCAACAGCUUUGCCAAACUGACCCACUCUCACGUAUACGAGAGCACAUAGCUCAUUAAAUACCACAUCGCCUUUAUUCAUAUUUCCACUAUGUACAGAGGUUUGUAUAUAUGAUUUUAUUUUAUUUCUUUUUUUUGUAUGUGGUUGGAUCAUGAUUCUUUUUGUAUUAACGUAUCUUUAGAUUACGUGGCAUUUAUAUCAAACAAAAAGGGCUUGUAGGUUUGGAAUUGACAGGGACUAUAUAGACUUGGUAUGUGAGAACCUAUCACUGAUUUUAUUGGCAGAACUGGUGUUUUGGAGUGCACAUACGACUAACUCCACCACUUUAUCAUUGUCUAGACGUCGUCCUUGAUUGCUGUAACCUUGGAUUUCAAUAACAUUUGACUGUUUCCAAUUCACUACUGACAUGACUUCUGAAUAAACUUUCCAAUGUAUGUAUUUUUAAAAAAUAAAUAAAUAAA